AUGACCACAACUGCAGAGCGAAGGUUCAUUAAUCUCAGGAAACGUCUAGAUCAGCUGGGCUAUCGGCAACCGUUGGGAGUGGAGAGUUUACCUUUGGUGGAAAAGCUUUUUAGUGACCUAGUUCAUACAACUGAGAGCUUGCGCAGUGCAAAGUUAUCUGCUGGAAAAACUGAAAAAGAAUGCAGCAAUUAUGAUGCUAUUUUGGAACCUUAUAAAACAGAGAAUGCUAAACUUACAAGGGAAAAUAAUGAACUACAUUUAGAAAUACUAAAACUGAAAGAGCAAUCUGAUCGUCAUGUUAAAGAUUUGAAAGCCUCCUUAAGGAGGGUUGAACAUGAAACGGCUGACUUGAAAUUUCUGAAUAACCAAUACGUACAUAAAAUUAAAAUGCUAGAAAAAGAGAACAAAGCCAAGACUGAAAAAAUUCAGCAGCUUCAGGAGAAGAAUCUGCAAGCAGUGGUGCAAACGCCUGGUGGCAGAAAAAGAAGCAUUCCCUUCAGGCGUCAACGCAUGCAGAUAGACCAGCCUGUCCCUCCAUCAGGUGUUAGUGCCUAUCCAGUUCCUCAGCCAGAGGACCCUUAUAUCGCAGACCUUCUUCAGGUGGCUGAUAAUCGAAUUCAUGAACUUCAGUCAGAAGUAACAGAGCUACAGGAAAAGCUGGAGAUAUCUGAACGUGGAAUGAAAAAUUACAGCAAACAGGUUGAGCUAAGAGACAAAGAAAUAGAACGCCUAGUGCUAGCAUUGGAUGGUGGGCGUUCUCAUGAGGUUAUCUCUUUGGAAUCGAGAAGUAAAAGUAAUGAGAAGCUUAUCGCCCAUUUGAAUUUGCAGGUUGAGUAUCUUCAACAAACAAACAAAGAACUUGAAAAUCGCAUUCAAGAUCUCUUGGACACUAAACAAAAUGUGACUAGUGAGGUAGUGCAUUUAAGCAAUAAAAAUGAAGAACUGUGUCAAGAACUGAAUGAAAUAGACCACUUGGCACAGCAGUUGGAAAGACACAAGGAAAUUGUGCUCGAGACUGCAGAUAAGGAAAUAGGAGAAGCAAAGAAAGAAAUUGAAAGAAAACACAGUGAAAUACAGGAUCUUGAAGAAACAAUAACAAGGCUUAAAUCAGAGUUGUGCUCAUGUCGUAGGGAGAACAAGAGACUGAGUGAAGAACUCUUUGGAAAAGCAGAUGAUAAAGAGAAUCUUGAACUGUUGUUAAACCAGCUUGAACAAGAGAAACAAAGGCUGACAGAAAAAACAGACAACUUGGAAAUAAAAGAACGAGAACUUGUCCUAGAAAUAGAAAGAAUGAGAUUAGAAUAUGGUAUAGCCCUAGGAGACAAAUCUCCAUCUCGUCUAGAUGCAUUUGUAAAGACUUUAGAAGAUGACAGAGAUUAUUAUAAGCGAGAAUUAGAAUAUCUUCAGAAAAUGUUAAAACGAAGGCCUAGCCCAAGCCGUAGGACUCCAGAGAAGGUAAAUGAAGAUCUUAGAUUGAUCACCAGAGAAAGAGAUGAGCUACGGUCCAUGUUAGACAGAUUUGAAAAACACAUGAUAGAAAUUCAAUCCAAUGUCAAAUUAUUGACUGCAGAAAGAGAUAGAUUAAAUGUUCUUUAUGAGCAGUCUCAGGGUGAAUUGAACAGGAUGAGAAGAGAAGCAAAACACAGUUUAGUUUCUCAAAGUCACGUGGAAGAAGAAAGAGACAUUGCACUGACUGACUUUAGAAGACUAAUGGCAGAAAAAGAAAGCCUCAGAGAAAAAUUAAAGGUGAGCUUUUAUAGCUUCAUUGCUUCCAGUGAGCUUUCUACAACAAUAACAUGUUUGGUUAUUUUUUUUAAAUUGCAGUUUGAGAUGGAAAGGUGUGAACUAAAGACUACAGUCUCUAUCCUGAAAGAAAGAAUAAACUCUUUGGAAAAUGAAUUAAAAUUGAAGUCCAGUAAACUUGCCCAGACAUCUGAUGAUUCUUCUCAAUUUAAAGCUGAGAUUUGCUCACUUCAGCUCUUAAAUGACCAACUCCAGAGGUCUGUUGAAGAUUUACAGCACCGAUUGUCCCUCAAAAAGGAUGAACUGCAGUCAGCUCAAGAAGAAAUUGUAAAGCUAGAGGAGAAAAUAGAUAGGUUAAACCAGAGGAGCACUUCACAGGAUGAAGCAGUCAGUGUGCUUAGAAGUACUAUUACUGUUCUGGACAAAGAAAAGGACAGUCUUCAAGAAACUGUAGAUGAAAAAACAGAAAGAAUUGCAUGCUUAGAUGACAACUUGGCUAACAAGGAAAAAACAAUUACGCAUUUACGUCUAACUCUUUCUGAGCUGGAGUCCUCUACAGACCAGAUGAAGGACAUGCUGAGCAACAGAGACCGUGAGAUAUCUAGCUUGCAUCGCCAGCUUGAUACGUCCCAUGUAGAACUUGCAGAAACAGGAAGAAUAAAGGAAAUGGCUCUGAAAGAAAACAGGCGAUUGCAAGAUGACCUAGCUACAAUGGCCAGAGAAAACCAGGCUAUCAGUACUGAGCUCGAAGAUGCAAUACGUGAAAAAGAAGAAAUGAAAACCAGGGUACAUAAUUAUAUAACUGAAGUUUCCAGAUUUGAGACCUUGAUGGCUUCGAAGGAAAAAGAAAACCAAGAAUUGUUAGAGAAGUUCCGAAUGCUCCAUACGCAAGCUGAAGACUGGGAAAUGAAGGCUCAUCAAGCUGAAGGAGAAAGCAGCUCAAUACGACUUGAACUCCUUUCUGUAGAUACAGAUCGGAGACAUCUGCGAGAGAGAGUAGAACUUCUGGAAAAAGAGAUUCAAGGGCAUAUCGUUGCACAUCAAGCAUAUGAAUCUCAGAUCUCCUCCAUUACAAAAAAUAUGUCCAAAUUGGAAGAGGAUAUUAAACGUGAAAAUCAGGAGAAGUCUUCUGUGUUGGCGGACCUGGCUUCUGUGAGGGAACUCUGUGUGAAACUUGAGUCUAACAAAGAACUUUUAUCUCGACAGCUGACAUCCAAAAGCAUGGAUUAUGAAAGGGUUCUAGGUGAAUUAGAAGAUAUAAAAUCAGAAGCAGAGUUGCUGAAAAAGCAGUUAUCCAGUGAGAGACUUACUGUUCAGAAUCUUGAAACAUUGCUGGCUACUAGUAGAGACAAAGAAUUUCAGAACCAUUUAACAUCCCAUGAGAAAGAUUCAGAAAUUCAAUUAUUGAAAGACAAGCUAACACUCGCCGAGAGCAAACUAAGCAGCUGUAAUAGAGAGGUUCCCAUACUUCGAAGUAAAGUUGCACAGCUGCAGACCGACUGUGAUGUUUUAAAAAGGCAACUGACAACUGAACGAUUUGAACGAGAGCGUGCAAUUCAGGAAAUGCGCCGACAUGGUCUCUCUACGUCAUCUUUACGUGCUUCACCUCCUCUCAGUUCAACAUUAAGGUCUCCCUCACAUUCUCCAGAACGUACUAUUGUAAGGACAACUGAUCAAGCAGCAGCUGAAAAAAACGUGAGCUUCAAGGAAUAA
This is a messenger RNA of Pygoscelis adeliae (Adelie penguin), 3456 nucleotides long. It is a transcript of the gene CEP135, whose product is annotated as centrosomal protein 135kDa. Lineage: Eukaryota; Metazoa; Chordata; Aves; Sphenisciformes; Spheniscidae. The transcript is spliced from 24 exons. The coding region runs from base 1 to 3456 and encodes 1151 amino acids. The record is from RefSeq and is a predicted model, not a curated record.